UCUCUGGCUUCUCUCCCCUCUCUGGAUGUUGAGUGUUGACUAAUAAAAAUAUUUAUGGCUGUUCAUUGUAUAUUAUAGACAAUGUGUAUGGUAUUGGUUGUUUGAUCCCUAAUCUACGGUUUUUUGGCAUCGAUGGAAUGUAUUCUAUUUCUUAACUUUGCCAUUACAGUACAGUACUGUACUGAACACUGCAGAGCGAAGACCAGCGGUGCCGUCAAAGUCCGUUUUUCAUUUCUUCCUCCGUUAAUUUUCAUUGCGUUGCACUGUUUCAACCAUGUACGGCGGCAUCCACCAAGCUAACGGUGUUGAUGUUGUGGACGCCGACGGCCUGAUCCGUUACGGACGCGUGGUGGAUCUAGCUGACAACGGAUUCUUCGUGGAUUUCCGAUGUCCCACGGGAAGACGCCGAUUUUUCCCUUUCGAUAGCAAUGUCUUCCUGACGAGGAGAUCUCGUCAUCUGGUUGGAUUCGGUAUGGGAGAAGUGUAUGCUCAGCGCCGAUCGAUGAUUCCUGUGGAGGUCUUGAUGCGUGCGUCUCUUUCCAGCCCAUGGAAGUGGUUUCCUGCGGAAAUGAUCAAUUUGGCGCGUGGCAAAUGGCACGACCGGUACGAUGUCGCCGUCGUGAACUGGGGCAACAACUUGGCACGUACGGAUGUCGUCCCAUGUGCGCAAAUCCGCCAGAGAGUUCCGCAGACUUGGUGGAAUGGGGUUGACAAUGCACAACAUCGAGUAGCACUUCGCGAUGAAUAUGGCGGCCCGGUUGUAGGGAGACGCGUUGGGAGGAACUCAUUUAUAAUGCGCAGGAUGACGUUAACCGGGAAACACUAUUCGGUUUCGGUCGAAAAACUACAGAAGACGCUUCAGAACAGCACCAACUGUUUUGACGAGAUGGCUGAACGGGAAACCGCAUUCCUGGAGACCAGGGGUGGGUUUAUGUGGUAUCUUGACCGUCGCGGCAACGACUAUAUGUUAGAAGAUCCCGAGAAACCGUUUUCCUGUGAACACGAUCAAGACCUGGAAGCAUUCCAUCGUAUGGUCGGUGAAUAUCUUCCCUCUAAUGCGAACACGUAUAAGGCUUCGUCCGCGGGGUCUGCCCUGCUGGACGACAUCAAGGUGCUGUCGGUGGAAUUGUGGCUGGAGGUGUUUUUCCAUUUGAACACGCUGAUGCAAAAUAAACUGCGUGGGGUGUGCUCAACAUGGGAUUCCAUCCUGCAAUCCCCUCUGCUGACAGCUAACAUUGUUACGGGAUUUCCGAGCUGGGGCGAUAUGAACGACGGGACUAUAAUCUGA
This is a messenger RNA of Paramacrobiotus metropolitanus, 1288 nucleotides long. RefSeq lists its product as uncharacterized. The transcript is spliced from 2 exons. The coding region runs from base 275 to 1288 and encodes 337 amino acids. The record is from RefSeq and is a predicted model, not a curated record. Lineage: Eukaryota; Metazoa; Tardigrada; Eutardigrada; Parachela; Macrobiotidae.